Molecule: messenger RNA, 594 nt
Organism: Eruca vesicaria subsp. sativa (arugula)
Lineage: Eukaryota; Viridiplantae; Streptophyta; Magnoliopsida; Brassicales; Brassicaceae
Source: the annotation of a GenBank genome assembly
AUGUGGAUUAUAAUGCGAAGAGAGAAGAGGAAUCCUCGUCACUUCAAACGGAUGCGGUUUCCACCGUUUGAUAAUGAGGAGCUUCCAAUGGAGUAUGGUGACAAUUUUUUGGACGUGGAUCCUCUCGAGCCGAUUCAGUUGGAGCUAGACGAGGAAGAAGAUUCUGUUGUACACACGAUAACACCCGAACGACUAGCAAGAAUUCCGCGUGUUCGCCAAGGUAUUGCAGACAACGAAAGGGAGUCCUCGAUUUGUUUGACAAAGAUCACUCAGGAAUUAGAUAAAGAUAAGGGUCAUGUUUAUCAUUACCUUGAUAAGAGUAACACCAACCAUGAGACAGAUCCUAUCUUCCACAUUCCUGGGGCCUGCUCGUACGUAAUAUUGGUUAAUGAGGAAACGGCAGACUCCUCUGCUCAUAUCUAUAAGGCUCGGUCUGCACCAAAAUUGGUUUCGAAGGAUUUGCAGCUUGGCCCCUCCUCGGAGAGGCGAGUUUCCGGAAACCAAUAUACAGGCAAGACGCAACAAAGGAGACCGUCCUCAUGGAAAAGAAAUGUGAGUCCGAGAAAUGCCUAUGGCCCAUCGGUAUUGACUUGA